AUGAACGACACACUGCGCAGAGAAAAGGCCAAACUAAAACGGUCCACAGAGCAGAAGGAUACUACCUCACCCCCUCCAGCCAAACCGGGCAGACAGACUUUAGCUGACACCGACUCAGUACUGAUAGCGGGCAGGCAUCGUCAACACAAAGGAUUUCUGACCAUAGGAAUACCCACAGUCAAGCGGGAUCAAAACGCCACGUAUCUGGUCACUACCCUAGACUCCCUCAUCAACCACACGACUGAGGCUGAACGCAAACAAAUUGUGAUAGUCGUCUUCUUAGCAGACUUCGACAAGGAUUACAACAAGAACAUUUCCUUAGAAAUCUCCCGCAGGUACCCGCAACAUCUCAACACAGGCUUCAUUCAAGUCAUCCAGGCACCGCGGUCUUUUUAUCCAACGUUCGAAGAGCUGAAACGUAAGUUCAGAGACAGCCUGGAGCGUAUACGAUGGCGGUCUAAGCAGUGCGUGGACUACGCAUUCCUGUUUCAGUACUGCCGGAACAUGUCGGAAUAUUACCUCCAACUGGAGGAUGACGUCAUUUCCGCCGAAAACUUCCUGUCGUCAAUAAAGACAUACCUGGACAGAGUCAGGCUAGACGCGUGGACGGCACUGGAGUUUUCCGAACUCGGUUUUAUAGGGAAGUUAUUCAAAUCUUCAGAUCUACAGCGACUGUCUGGCCUCUUUAAGCUUUUCUACCAGGAGCUGCCGGUGGACAUUCUGCUACACACGUUUAUAAGGAUCGUGCAGCCGACCUGGAAGAAGUUCAAACACAAGCCCUCCCUCUUCCAGCACGUCGGGCUGCAUUCAUCAUUACGGGGGAAACGCCAAGAACUGAUCGACAAGGAAUUCGUGGAUUCUAAUAACGACACAACAAAAGUACAGCAACCUUCAUAGGGUUAAGUUUAAGGAUACCCCAACUCUGUUAGAAAAACACAACAUUAUGCAACAAUAUGAAUGCUGCCCUGAGCAAGAAACUAGAUGGUACAUAUACAAGAAUGUUUGUAAACAGCGUAUAAUGUUUCUUGGAGACAACAUCUAACAAACAAACAACUCUAUGGCUCUCUCCCGCCCAUUUCAUCUGUAGUCCGACGACGUAGACUCGCCCUAGCAGGGCAUGUUGUUCGUAGUAAUGAACCAGCUAGUAGACUAGCACAGUAGCUCCCUACUGGGAGACAUAGAGUGGGACGUCCUUAUACUGCACUUUUGUCUAUGUUAGAGAGAGACUGCUAUGAGAGA
Molecule: messenger RNA, 1239 nt
Organism: Branchiostoma belcheri (Belcher's lancelet)
Lineage: Eukaryota; Metazoa; Chordata; Leptocardii; Amphioxiformes; Branchiostomatidae
Product: alpha-1,3-mannosyl-glycoprotein 4-beta-N-acetylglucosaminyltransferase C-like
Exons: 3
Coding region: 1-897 (298 amino acids)
Biological process (GO): protein N-linked glycosylation
Molecular function (GO): acetylglucosaminyltransferase activity
Source: RefSeq, a predicted model, not a curated record